Molecule: messenger RNA, 1020 nt
Organism: Cryphonectria parasitica EP155
Lineage: Eukaryota; Fungi; Ascomycota; Sordariomycetes; Diaporthales; Cryphonectriaceae
Product: acid protease
Exons: 1
Biological process (GO): proteolysis
Cellular component (GO): fungal-type vacuole
Molecular function (GO): aspartic-type endopeptidase activity
Source: RefSeq, a predicted model, not a curated record
CUCGACACGGGCAGCUCCGAUACAUGGGUCGUGACGCAGGCGCUCGAGUGCGUCGAGAUCUCGACCCAGGUGCCUCUGGACCAAUCAGCCUGUCAGUUCGGGAACUUGUACAACCUCACGCAGGGCGAGUGGACAAACAUCACGGGGCUCGAGUUCGAGAUUGAGUACUUUCCCGAGCUGGAGAUCCUCGAUGGUGAUAUCGCCUAUGCGCCUGUGACGUUUGCUGGGAUUACCGUUGAGCAGCAAGAGGUCGCGCUGGUGGACUAUGCGGCGUGGUCCGGUGAUGGCCACUCCUCUGGGCUGGUUGGUCUGGCGUACCCGGCCAUCACCUCGGCGAUCAACCGCACGACGGGUGACCAGGUAGAGUACAACCCGCUGUUUACCAACAUGGUGAACGAGGGCUUGGUCUCAGAUGCCGUCUUCACCAUCGCCCUGGACCAGGUUCCGCAGAACUACUCUGUCCUUGCGCCCGCGGGCGUUAUUGCCGUCGGUGGUCUGGUCCCUGAGGAGUAUUGGGAGGGCGACUUCACGAGCGUGGAUAUCGAGAUCACAGAGAACAUUGGCAACGUGACGCAGCUGACGUGGUACACAACAACGCACGAGUUCGUCUUCCGCGAUGCCAAGACCGGCACCCUGCGGUCAGGCGGCACUUAUCAGUCCAUUGUAGACUGCGGCACAGCGCCGAAUUUUGUUCCGACAUUGGCGGCGUACGAGGUCAACGCGCAAUUCGACCCACCGGCGACCUACAACGCCUCGCUGGGGUAUUGGACGGUCGACUGCAACGCCACGGCGCCGUACGCGGCCUACGUGAUCGGCGGGGUGGAGAUGCCCAUGCGACCCGAAAACAUGAUCGUGCGGAGCUUGAAUGGGUUGCAGGGCUACGAGGACGUUUGCUUCAGCGCGUUUGCGGACGGUGGCAUUCCAGCGAUCGAUGGGCCUAUGAUCAUCGGGGAGGUGUGGCAGUUGGGCUACGUGAUUGCCUUUGAUCAGGGUAACCAGAUGAUUCACUUCGCAGAGAGA